Messenger RNA from Verticillium dahliae VdLs.17, 1557 nucleotides. RefSeq lists its product as uncharacterized. The transcript has a single exon. NCBI's taxonomy places the organism in Eukaryota, Fungi, Ascomycota, Sordariomycetes, Glomerellales, Plectosphaerellaceae. The record is from RefSeq and is a predicted model, not a curated record. Gene Ontology annotation, biological process: regulation of DNA-templated transcription. Gene Ontology annotation, molecular function: DNA binding. Bases 76 to 1557 code for a protein of 493 amino acids.
UUGAACUCACCUGCUGCCUCCUCCUUCCUUCCUCCAUGGACACUUCUUGUGAAGCCACGACUGGACAUCGACACGAUGGAGGACGAGAACUUGGACAAGCUUCUACUCGAUAAUGGCAGGUACUGGCCGUCUAUGCCAUGCGCCAAUUGCAGACGUCACCGGUUGCAAUGCUUUAUCCUCCGGACGACAUCAGCCAACCCUAACCCCGUCUCAUCGUGUUCAUCCUGCGUUGCCCUCUUUCGCGACUGUUCUUUGGCCGGCCAGGCCAAACGCGACCACUCCAGCUUUGAAACAUCAGAACCUGUCAUAGGACAUCUCCAUGGAGUGAACGAAGAGCCUUCGGCCUUGACUUCGCUUUUUGAUGAAUACCCCAUUCUCGAGGACCCCUUGGCGCCAGCACCACACCCAGCAUCACUAGCAAUGCCAUCUUCGUCAAGCAAGCGAGCCAGUUCUCGAUCGGUUCACAAGAACCGCGCUCUCAGAGCCUGGUUUGCCGCGCAUCUGGACCAUCCGUAUCCGUCCGAUGAUGUAAAGGACGCUCUAGCGCAGCAAUCAGGCCUCAGCAAGUCGCAGGUUGUCAACUGGUUCACCAAUGCCCGGCGUCGACACAGGCUAUCACUUCGGGUCUCAAGGCAGUCCUCCAAGCAACAACACCCGCAGGGGUCGCCCAGACCACGAUCUCUCUUGUCGAACAUGUCGCCCCUCGAGCGAUGGCGGAAUUCGCCCCCGGACGAGGAGCCUGUCGAUCUUGCGCUUAUCGAGAGUGCUCUAGACGCCUUUCUAUCCGACAACUCGAACGAUCUUGAGCCAGCUGAUAGUAGCUAUCGCGAAGGUAGCGCGUCCUCGGCAGACGACAGCUUCAAUUCCAAGACAAGGGGCCUCAGCCUCGAUGGCUCGUCUGAUUCAAACUCAUCCUGCUAUUCCUUCCACUCGUCUACAAGCAACCACUACGGGGCACGGUCCGGUCACAGCUCCGAUGGCGGCAUCCGUCCUCCUUCAAAGACGGGCAAGCCUGCGACAGCAACAAGCUUCCAGUGCACGUUCUGCCUCCAGUCCUUUCACAAGAAGUUUGAUUGGUCUCGUCACGAGCAGUCUGUCCACCUGCCUGGCCUCCAUUCUUGGGUCUGCGGUGUACCUCUCGCCGCCUCUGACCCCCUCAUCACCUGGCGCCCCGCAUCCCGUGACCCGGAAUGCGUCUUUUGCGGCCACUCCUCGCCGGACAUCACCCAUUUCCAGUCGCACCAAUUCGAGGAGUGCGCCGAGAGAAGUCUCGAGGCGCGGACGUUUAGUCGCAAGGACCACCUAGUGCAGCACCUGCAAAAGUUCCACGGCUGUCGGCGGCGCGAAGGCUGGGCCAUGGACGUUUCGAUGCUCAGGCGCACACAGGACUCGGUACCCAGUCACUGCGGGUUCUGCGGGGUGCGGAUGACAGGAUGGGAGCAGAGGGUGCAGCAUUUAGCGGCGCACUUUCGGGCGGGCUUGACGAUGGAAGCGUGGGACGGUGAGUGUGGCAUUCAAGGACCCAUGGCUGACAUGGUAAAGGGGGUUGGCACAUAG